UACACACCCGCCAAUUUCCCCCUCUUCCCAUUUCACCCUCUUACGUUACCGUCUUCUUCUUCUUCUUCUUCUUCUUCUUCUUCUCGGAUCUCACUUCCUCAGCUUCCCCAUUUGAGAAUUUUCCCUGCAACUCUCUUCCGUUCCGAUCUGUCACCGGUUCUUCCGCCAUGGCUCAGCCUCUUGUCAAGAAGGACGACGACUACGACGACGAAGAGGAAUAUUCUCCGUUUUUGGGGAUUGAGAAAGGUACUGUUCUUCAGGAAGCAAGGGUAUUCAAUGAUCCUCAGCUAGACACGAGGAAAUGCUCCCAGGUCAUAACGAAGCUUUUGUAUCUUCUCAACCAAGGUGAAACCUUCACAAAGGUUGAAGCUACAGAAGUGUUCUUUGGUGUGACUAAGCUCUUCCAGUCUAGAGAUAUAGAAUUGAGGAGAAUGGUUUAUUUAAUGAUAAAGGAGCUCUCUCCAUCUUCUGAUGAUGUUAUUAUCGUGACAAGCUCCCUGAUGAAGGACAUGAACAGCAAGAAUGAUAUGUACCGUGCUAAUGCUAUACGUGUACUUUGUAGAAUUACAGACGGUACCCUACUCACCCAAAUUGAGCGGUAUCUGAAACAAGCAAUUGUGGACAAAAACCCAGUGGUUGCUAGUGCAGCCUUAGUUAGUGGGAUUCAUUUACUCCAGACCAAUCCUGAGAUUGUGAAACGAUGGAGCAAUGAGGUCCAGGAAGCUGUUCAGUCAAGGGCACCACUUGUGCAAUUUCAUGCCUUGGGUUUGCUUCAUCAGAUUCGUCAGAAUGAUCGUCUAGCUGUUAACAAGUUGGUUAGUAGCUUGACACGGGGCACUGCUCGCUCUCCACUGGCCCAAUGUCUUUUGGUUCGUUAUGCCAGUCAGGUUGCUAGUGAGUCAGCUGCUAAUAGUCAAACUGGGGACCGACCUUUAUAUGAUUUUCUCGACAGUUGUCUGCGGCACAAAUCAGAGAUGGUCAUCCUUGAGGCUGCCAGAGCUAUUGCAGAACUAAAUGGUGUGACAAGCAGAGAAGUUACUCCAGCAAUUACUGUACUUCAGCUCUUUUUAAACUCUCCCAAGCCAGUACUGAGAUUUGCUGCCAUCCGUACUCUAAACAAGGUGGCAAUGACACAUCCGAUGGCUGUCACAAACUGUAACAUUGAUAUGGAGAGUUUGAUUUCAGAUCAGAACAGAAGCAUUGCAACUCUUGCAAUAACCACACUUCUAAAGACUGGAAAUGAGUCAAGCGUGGAUCGCCUGAUGAAGCAGAUAACAAAUUUUAUGUCAGAUAUUGCUGAUGAAUUUAAAAUUGUAGUUGUGGAUGCCAUUAGAUCCCUGUGUUUGAAGUUCCCAUUGAAGUACAGAUCUCUGAUGAACUUCCUAUGCAACAUUCUCCGAGAAGAAGGUGGAUUUGAGUACAAAAAGGUGAUAGUUGAUUCAAUUGUGAUUCUUAUUAGAGAUAUCCCUGAAGCAAAAGAAAAUGGUUUGCUUCAUUUGUGUGAGUUUAUAGAGGACUGCGAAUUCACUUAUCUUUCUACACAGAUACUUCACUUUUUGGGAAUUGAAGGUCCCAAAGCCUCAGAUCCUAGCAAGUAUAUACGUUAUAUAUAUAAUCGUGUACAUCUUGAGAAUGCAACUGUUCGAGCCUGUGCAGUGAGCACUUUGGCAAAGUUUGCUGUCAUGGUUGAUUCAUUGAAGCCCCGAAUAUAUGUUCUCCUUCGACGAUGCCUUUUUGACAGUGAUGAUGAGGUUCGUGAUAGGGCAACCCUUUAUCUUAAGACACUUGGAGCAGAUGGUUCAAUUCUUGAAAAUGAGAAAGACGCCCAAGAAAUUCUUUUUGGCUCUCUAGACUUGCCACUGGGGAAUCUAGAGACCAGUUUGAAAAAUUAUGAACCUUCUGAAGAACCUUUUGAUCUUGAUUCUGUACCUAAGGAGAUUAAAUCCCAGCCACUUGCUGAAAAGAAAGGCAGUGGUAAAAAAUCAAAUGGGCUUGGGGCUCCUCCCAUUACCCAUGCUUCUUCCGUUGAUGCUUAUGAAAAGAUGCUUCGCUCCAUUGAAGAGUUUGCUGGCUUUGGGAAGCUUUUCAAGUCAUCCGCAUCUUUGGAGCUUACAGAGGCAGAAACAGAGUAUGCUGUCAAUGUUGUCAAGCAUAUUUUUGAUAGACACGUUGUCUUUCAAUAUAACUGCACGAAUACAAUUACUGAGCAACUACUAGAAAAUGUCAAUGUUAUUGUGGAUGCCUCAGAAGCAGAGGAAUUCUCGGAAGUGGUAUCCAAGCCACUCAAAUCUCUUCCUUACAAUUCUCCUGGGCAAACCUUUGUGGCAUUUGAGAAACCAGAUGGAGUCGCUGCAGUUGGAAAAUUCUCAAAUAUGUUGAAGUUCAUUGUCAAAGAGAUUGAUCCGUCUACUGGCGAGGCAGAGGAUGAUGGUGUUGAAGAUGAAUAUCAGCUUGAGGAUGUUGAGGUGGUCGCAGCAGAUUACAUGUUGAAAGUAGCAGUGUCUAACUUCAGGAAUGCAUGGGAAAGCAUGGGUGAAGAUGGUGAACGAGUAGAUGAAUAUGGAUUAGGUCCAAGAGGGAGCUUGGCUGAAGCUGUGCAUGCUGUCAUAGACCUUCUAGGCAUGCAGCCUUGUGAGGGUACAGAAGUUGUCCCAAGCAAUCUGCGGUCACACACAUGUUUACUAUCUGGUAUAUUCAUCGGAAAUGUGAGAGUACUCGCUCGUCUCUCAUUUGGUCUCGAUGCUUCAAGGGAGGUUGCAAUGAAGCUGGUUGUUAGAUCGGACGACGAAACAGUCAGUGAUCUCAUUCACGAGAUUAUCUCCAGCGGCUAAGCCCGUCCAGUCCCUUGUCGGAAAUUCUUUCUCAAGUCUUGCUGUGGAUCAAAGGUUGUCGGUUUAAGAAAGAUCAACCAUGAAACCACUUCAUUUUUGGGCGUUAGCCUUCCAGGUUUACUUUUCAUUUAGCUGUGUUAUUUAGCUCCAUUAUAUUUCAGCUAAAGCAUCAUAUAGUAUAGUCCAGUCCAUGGGAAGACUUAACUCCUGCUGUGUUAAUUAUGACCCAACCUCUACUUUGUCAGCGUAUUUUUUUAAUCCUCUUUUUAGGUCAUAUGUUACCUGGAAGGGGCAGAUUUCAUUCGUUGGGGGGAGCAAUCAAUUUGCUUCACAAAUAUAUGUAAGACAACGCAAAUAUAUCUUGCCAUUAAACCAUUUUUCCUUACUGUUGAGAAAAGUACAUUUCAAAUCUUCAAUAAAUUUCGUUCCGAACUUAGUUACUCUUUGAA
Molecule: messenger RNA, 3280 nt
Organism: Benincasa hispida (wax gourd)
Lineage: Eukaryota; Viridiplantae; Streptophyta; Magnoliopsida; Cucurbitales; Cucurbitaceae
Product: coatomer subunit gamma-like
Biological process (GO): intracellular protein transport; protein secretion; endoplasmic reticulum to Golgi vesicle-mediated transport
Cellular component (GO): endoplasmic reticulum; COPI vesicle coat; endoplasmic reticulum-Golgi intermediate compartment
Molecular function (GO): structural molecule activity
Source: RefSeq, a predicted model, not a curated record